Oldenlandia corymbosa var. corymbosa is the source of this 462-nucleotide messenger RNA. NCBI's taxonomy places the organism in Eukaryota, Viridiplantae, Streptophyta, Magnoliopsida, Gentianales, Rubiaceae. The record is from the annotation of a GenBank genome assembly.
AUGUCUCAAAUUACAGAAGGGAUGAAAGCCAACAGUACUAAUGCAAUAGAAGUUUACAAAGGAAAAUCAAUAUGUCAAGAGAAAUCAAAGUGUUUUCUCAAAGACCUAGGUUUACCAAGUGGCCUGCUUCCUUUGGAUGAGAUUGAAGAGUGUGGAUUUGUGAAGGAAACUGGAUUCAUCUGGCUGAAACAGAAGCGUCACAAACAGCACAAGUUUGAGAAGAUUGGCAAGUUUGCUCAUUAUGCGACCGAAAUCACUGCCUACGCCGAACCGAAGAAGUUGAAACAAGUGACCGGAAUCAAGGCUAAGGAACUCUUCAUGUGGAUCACUGUGACUGAGGUCAAUGUUGACGACGACUACGAUGAUUCGAGGUCGUCCUCGGCCGGAAAGCUCACUUUCAAGACCCCAACCGGGCUUUGUAAGGUUUUUCCGGCAUCGGCUUUUGAGGCCGCGGAAACCUGA